UCGCUGUGAGCGCUUGCCUUGUAAUGAAAAUAAGGAGUGCCAGAGCCUGCCUCUGAGAAUAACCUACUAUCACCUCUCUUUUCCUACCAACAUUCAAGUACCCACCGACAUUUUCCGCAUGGGCCCUUCCAAUGCUGUCCCUGGGGAUAAAAUUCUGCUGUCCAUCAUCAGCGGGAACCAGGAGGGUUUUUUCACCACAAAAAAAGUGAACAACCACAGUGGCAUUGUGGUCAUGCAGCGUGUCAGACUUGAAAAGACAGAUACUAUCCGUUGCAUUAAGUCUUGUCGACCAAAUGAUGUCAACUGUGUGUUGGAUCCAGUCCACACAAUUUCCCACACUGUCAUUUCAUUGCCCACGUUUAGAGAAUUUACAAGACCUGAAGAGAUUAUUUUUCUUCGUGCCGUCACACCUACAUAUCCAGCCAACCAGGCAGAUAUCAUAUUUGACAUAACAGAAGGAAAUUUAAGAGAUUCCUUUGAUAUCAUCAAGCGUUACAUGGAUGGUAUGACAGUGGGUGUAGUUCGCCAGGUGAGGCCCAUUGUUGGACCUUUCCAUGCCAUCCUGAAACUGGAGAUGAACUACGUCAUGGGUGGAGUGGUAUCUCAUCGUAACAUUGUCAAUGUUCACAUCUUUGUCUCCGAGUACUGGUUCUGAGAGAGUGUUUAAAAUCCCAGACAAGCAAGCCACUCCAACCUAAAUCAUUACCACAAACUAUUAUGUCAUAUACUUGUUUGUAAAACCAAUAGUGUUUUUUGUUUUAUUUUUAAAUAUUUGGUUUAUAGUUUAAGACAAAUAACAAGCUAUUAUGUUGAUUAGACAUAGGGUGGAGCAAAUGAAGUGAGCCUGAUGUAGUAGUUGUCUGUAUAAAUAAGUAGUGUGUAAAAGUGCUCAGCUGCCUAGUGAAAUUUAAAACUUUUCUAAAUGUUUAGGCAGAUCUUAACUAUUGCUCCUUGGCCAGAUAACCAGAGCGACUGAGGAUGUAGAACAAAAUAGAUGUCAGAAUUCAUUGGGAUGAACAUAUGGUAUCUUCGGAUGGAAGAAGUUUGGUAAGGAUUCGUGAUUUCAUCUCAAUAUUAACUACCUUGAAGGAGUCAGAUUGUCAGAAAGUGCUAAAUAUUUGCUUUUGGGCCCCAGUAGGGUAACUCUGAAUAGGCAUCCAGAAUUGCUAAUCCUUUCUGAAAAGUUUAGCUUAGAUAUUUAAAAAGCACCAUUUGGCUACGGCUACAAGAGGAAGUGCAAAAGGAAUUAGAAAUAGUAAGAGACUAACAAGCUAUUGCACAUAUUAAAAAAAUACUCCUUCUUUGUACUUAUUAUUUGAUUGUAAGAUUAUGUUUGAUUCUAAUUAAACAAAUACCUCUCACUGAAAUUAACCUCUUACAAGGAUAAGGCAUACUGUUUAAAUUCCAGUCUCAUCUAUACUCAGCGAUACAUGGAAACUCAGACCUUUAUCUCCUGUCUGUUAUAGAGUAAAGCUCCAUACUUUUUUUAAAUUGGUAAUAAAAUCAGCAUGUUAAACUGUACACUUCCUAUGCACCAAACCAAGGCAUAUGUAAUAAUAUAAUGAAACUCUCACAAAUAAAUAAAUGAAUGUUUAAUGUAUUUUAUAGGCAUCAAAGUAACGUAUCUUUUUUAUUACAGAACAGAAAAUAAAUAGCUCCAUGUUUUAGUUUGUUAUGUUUGUUAA
This is a messenger RNA of Tauraco erythrolophus (red-crested turaco), 1685 nucleotides long. Lineage: Eukaryota; Metazoa; Chordata; Aves; Musophagiformes; Musophagidae. The record is from RefSeq and is a predicted model, not a curated record.